Molecule: messenger RNA, 3225 nt
Organism: Pantherophis guttatus
Lineage: Eukaryota; Metazoa; Chordata; Lepidosauria; Squamata; Colubridae
Source: RefSeq, a predicted model, not a curated record
UCUCUUCCCCAGCAGCAGCAGCCGCGACAGCGCCUCCCGCGUGGCUCUUCGCUCGCUCCUCUGGCUUCGGCCCAGCCCCUCUCGUUCGCCCGCUCGUCCGCCUCGCCUCUCCCCGCUCCUCCCCUCGAUUUGUUUUGUGCGGCGACUUCGGGAGCGUGACGGAGGCGCUUAGAAGCGCUUAUGCAACCGGCUGACCUACUAACACACAUUCGCCUGGGGAAAGAAGUAGGGCGGCGGCGGCGGCGGCGGCGGCAGCAAAGCUCGCGAAAGACGCGCGGCGACUCCUUCCCGCCGCUGGAGCGGUGGCCGAGGGGCGCCUGGAAGAGGAUGGGGCGAGUGUGCGUGGUAGUAGUGUGCGAGGCAGCCGAGCUGUGGAGGUUCAGGAACUCGGGAGGCUUCUAGGCGCAGCUCUUGACUUGCUGAGAAGAGCGAAUGGUAACAGUGACGUUCAUACCAUCGUUGCCAAACCAGGAUCAGGAUUUUGAACCCAGGAUGUCCCAGCCUAUUCCAACAGCUAGUCAGCAAAUCAUGUCUCUUGAUCAUAGUUCCUUGGUGAAGUGGAAUGGAAGGCUUUGCUGAAGAGGUGGAGCUGUUAAGAAGCAUCCAUGUUGCCGAAUGGAACCUGUGAUGCUGCUGUUGAAGACUAAGUAAGGAGCAGAAGAGGCUGUGAUUCUGUAUUUAAUUGGGAAUACCUGUUUUGUUCACCUGCUUUCCAUGCAGACACAAAAAUCGGACAAAAGUUUGGCUAUCAAACCUCUGGAUGAAACAUUCUUCUUCUGCCCACCUUUAGCCUCCAUUCUCUUUCAUUGGCUGACUUCCAAAAUGAAAAUCAGGAGAAAAAAGACUUUGGCCCCUCCUCUUUGUUCCUUGGGCGUUUCUGCUGCCUUCUGGGCCUGACCCAGCAGUUGAUGUUGAUUCUCUACUCUUCCCACUGUGCCUCUGUUGUCCAGCCACAUCCCGACUCCUGUUGUCUGGAGUGUUACUGAGCUGAAGACUGAGGACAAUAAAACCCUCCCAAGGAAUCUGGAGACAGUCCCUUUUCGGCGGUGAUUUGGAAGAUGGUCUCCUUGUAUCGGACAAUUCAUUUUCCAUUGAUGGGAGCCCAGAUCCCAUCUGACUGUAGCAACUGGAGGACAGCUCAAGGCCAUAUUGGAUACAGCUUCCCAGGCAAUACAGCUUGGUAACAGUUUGGAGUGCACAGCUGGGAAGAAGUAUCCUGUGGAACAACAGGAGCAGCCACCGCCACAGUUCUGAGGAAGGGAAAUACUCCAGCGACAGACAAAGUGCAUCUGGACAUUUUGCCCCCCCACUUCCCUCCCUUCCCCCACCCCUGUGAUGGAGAGUCUCAACUCCCCCACAUUAUGUGUGGCUGGGAACUUUCCCGAGUUCCAUCCCAACGGCAUUAUUCAGCGAGCCCGAACCCUGAAGAGCAAGCCGAAUGCCAACUGUAGGCGAAAGCGAGAGUUCAUCUCCGAUGAGAAGAAAGAUGCCAGCUACUGGGAGAAGCGUCGGAAGAACAACGAAGCUGCUAAGCGUUCCCGGGAGAAACGGCGCUUCAAUGACCUGGUUCUGGAGAAUAAGGUGCUGGCACUCAACGAGGAGAAUGUGCGGCUGAAAACAGAGCUACUGCAGCUGAAGCUGCGUUUUGGCCUCAUCAGCACAACAGCCUUCAUGGAAAAGAGCCAGCAGCUGAGCACUGCCAGUGCCAACAACCCAACACACUUAUAUGGUGUCGGCAACAGCAGUUUGUAUCCCAGUUCCCUGUCCCGAGCCUCCCACUCAGAGGAUUCGUCUGAAACUGAGCAGUCAAGCCGGGACAGUGUAAGUGUAUCGGUAGCCAAGUAUUCUCCCCGGGACUCUCUCUCUGACCUGUCUGAUGGCUCAUCUCGGGACAGCCCUCUCCCCCAGACGCUUGAGGAAGCCCAGGCCAUCCAUCGUGUCUACGGGGAUGCCCCCUUGCAGCCUUACUCAGAGCCUAAGGGCUCAGUUCCCCGCAGUGUGAUCCUCUUCAGUGCCAAUGGCUUCACUGCAGUGGCCCCUCCGCAACCCUUGCUUCCUGAAGAAGUGGGGCAGGCAGAAGGCUGUGGGAACCAGAGUCCCAAAAGCCACUGCAGGGGGCGUGAUCCUCACUGCUCACAGGGGGAGCUCCAGACGCACUCAGGGUAUUGCUCAAAGUCCCAGAACUGUAAUGCUUCUGACGGUUAUUUGGAGGGGGAGCACAUAAAGAAAGUUGAAGAGCCUAGAUCCCCCUUUGAGGGUUACACCAGUGAGGAAAGUGAAGAACCCUCCUGGGGAUGUUCCUCUGCUCCCUUCCCUGUGCCGUUGGACACCCACCCUGACGUGAAGACCGCAGCUCUCCCACACAAGCUUCGACUCAAGUGCAGAGCGCACAGCAGUGGGAUUCAUGAACCGUUCCCCGGAUCUAGCACUGCUCCUGCUGGCUGCUGCCAGGGAGUCUCGACAGCCUCAGAUUGGGACAGCGACCGACAUGAGGAGAUGUCAGCCCUGGUGCGGCAAGCCUUGUUUCUGAACGAGCCCCCCGCCUCCAGUGGCAACUUGGAAAGACUUUUGUGUCAUGGCUCAGGGCUGCCUCCAGAUCACUCAGUCCCAAAGGACCAUGUCAGCAGGUGGGAGGAUGCUUGUCAUGAUGAUGGCCCCAGACCAACUUGAAGAAGACCUAGGUCUGGAUAAAGAUUUGGAAAGUAAGAAGAAGAAAUUGAACUGGGUGUUGGUACAAGACAGGGAUUUUACAUGGCCAAACGAGCAUUGGAGAAGAGGGCCAUGGCUGACCUGCACCUGCUGACUUCAGAAUCUCGGGGGAAUAGGGACCAUGAGAUGGCAAAAGAGGAUACGUAGGUUGAACGUGGGGGAUAGGGUGGGGCUGCCUCAGAAAAAGACUUUGGAAUUACUAAGGUAUAGUGGGUGAUGGGACUCCUGUUUUCUAAGGCUCCAGAAUUCAGGGUGUAGAUGAGAUGUGUUUUGAUGGGUGAAUGCCUAAUGGUAUUCUAACUUGAUAACAAUUCUGGCAUUGUGAUCGAUAGGAGAGUACCCAAAAGUUGGCGUCUAAUCCAUUCUGCACUGAUGUUAAGGUUCUUGGACACCCACAAUAAGGAUGCCUAAAUGGAUUGUCAGUGACUGUAUUUUCUCUGUCAGAAAUUGCUUGGCCAAACCAAGCAUUGUGUGUUUUUAAUUACUAAAAUAAACCUACAGAAAAAUGUUAAGAAA